Selaginella moellendorffii is the source of this 577-nucleotide messenger RNA. RefSeq lists its product as uncharacterized. The record is from RefSeq and is a predicted model, not a curated record. NCBI's taxonomy places the organism in Eukaryota, Viridiplantae, Streptophyta, Lycopodiopsida, Selaginellales, Selaginellaceae. Gene Ontology annotation, cellular component: mitochondrion. The transcript has 4 exons. The coding region runs from base 30 to 452 and encodes 140 amino acids.
CAAACCCUAACUUUAGGUUAGGGGCGAAGAUGGGUGUGGUGAGAUUGAUCACCAGGCUCGCAAAUCCCGCGCAGCGAAGGCAUUGGGUUCCAAAGAAGAAGAUCUUGGGCACCCCCGAGCUCAAUCGGAUCUACAAUGGCCCUGGCGUGGAUCAGGACUACGUGAAUAGCGAGAAGUACAAGACCGAGAUCCUCCAAGCCAAAGCUCGGAUUUUCAACUACGUGAUUGGGAAUGGAUUGCGAUCAGGCCACAAGAUUCUCAGGAGGAAGCUCAUCGGCCCGGAGCUCGUCAAGUGGUACCCAUUCCCCUUGCAGCAUUUGGAUCGGCGAUUCAAGGAUCCAACUGAGGAGAGGCGAUACCAGAGAUUGCAAAGAUUGAAACGAGCGGGCAAAGGAAGACCCAAGAAAGGCCAAGGCAAGCGAGCGACCGCCAAAGCCAGCAAGAAGAAAUAGAGUUUCUAGGGUUCUUGAGAGGGAUAGGAGUUUUAGGGUUCUUGGGGAGAUCGAUGGCGAUGGCGAUGGCUCUAGGCAGGAAAUGCGGCUUGAUCCCGCGGCAAUUGGUACAGUUCUUUCGUUUC